Nematolebias whitei (Rio pearlfish) is the source of this 1596-nucleotide messenger RNA. RefSeq names its product septin-8-A. Bases 74 to 1396 code for a protein of 440 amino acids. The record is from RefSeq and is a predicted model, not a curated record. NCBI's taxonomy places the organism in Eukaryota, Metazoa, Chordata, Actinopteri, Cyprinodontiformes, Rivulidae. Gene Ontology annotation, biological process: cytoskeleton-dependent cytokinesis. Gene Ontology annotation, molecular function: GTP binding; GTPase activity; molecular adaptor activity. The transcript is spliced from 10 exons. Gene Ontology annotation, cellular component: microtubule cytoskeleton; cell division site; septin complex.
GGGGGUGUUGCCUUGAAGCAGUCCUACUGGACCGGGCAGGUUCGGCUGAAAACGGGACUCCUGCGCUCUGGUUAUGAUGGCGACCAGUGAGAGUGAAGAAAAGCGAAGCCUGGCGCUCAGCGGCCAUGUGGGGUUCAACAGCCUCCCCUGUCAGCAGGUCAACAAAUUGGUUGCACAGGGAUUCUGCUUCAACAUCCUCUGCGUCGGAGAGACAGGAAUAGGCAAGUCAACGCUGAUGAACACUCUUUUUGGCAGAGCAUUCGAAAACGAGGAGGCCAGCCACUACGAGGCAGAAGUCAAGCUCCACUCACAGACACACGAUCUGCAGGAGAACACCGUCAAACUCAAGCUGACCGCCGUGCACACCGUAGGGUUCGGAGACCAGAUCAACAAUGAGCAGAGCUACAAGCCCAUUCUCGACUAUCUCGACAUCCAGUUUGAGAAAUAUCUCGAAGAGGAGCUAAAGAUCCAGCGCUCCCUCGUUAACUUCGAUGACAGCAGAAUCCACGCGUGCCUCUAUUUCAUCGCGCCCGUCGGCCAUUCCCUGAAGGCUCUGGACCUCAUCACAAUGAAAAAACUGGAGAGCAAGGUCAACGUCAUCCCCGUCAUAGCGAAGGCAGACAUCGUGUCCAAGAAUGACCUGAAAAUCUUAAAGAGGAAUAUCAUGAAUGAGCUGCGCAGCUACGGAGUGCAGAUUUAUCAGUUUCCUACAGAGGAUGAGGAUGUUGCAGAGAUCAACUCUGCCAUGAAUAAUUGUCUUCCCUUUGCUGUGGUUGGGAGCACAGAGGAUGUUAAAGUGGGGAAUAGGAUGGUGAGAGGACGUCUGUACCCCUGGGGAGCAGUGCAGGUGGAAAAUGAGGAUCAUUGUGAUCUGGUGAAGCUGCGGGAGAUGCUGCUGCGCGUUAACAUGGAGGAUCUCCGGGAGCAAACACAUGCUCGUCACUACGAGCUGUACCGUCGCUGCAAGCUUGAAGAGAUGGGCUUCAAGGACACUGACCCCGACAGCCAGUCGUUCAGCCUUCAGGAGACAUAUGAAGCCAAGAGGAAGGAGUUCAUCAGAGAGCUCCAGCACAAAGAGGAAGCAAUGAGACAGAUGUUUGUGAACAAAGUGAAAGAAACCGAAGCUGAGCUGAAAGAAAAGGAAAAAGUGCUUCACGAGAGGUUCGAGCAGCUCAAGCGUGUGCACCACGAAGAAAAGAAAAAUCUUGAGGAGAAAAGACGAGAGCUGGAGGAAGAGAUGAACGCCUUCAACAGAAGAAAGGUGGCUGCUGAAACGCUGAUGGGACAGGCGCUGCAAGGAUGUUCACAGCAGCCGCUCAAGAAGGACAAAGACAAGAAAAACUUCUUUAGUCUUCCCUCUGCGUGCUCCUUAACCUCAGGAAGGAAUUUGAAUUAGAAGACUCAACUGCAUGAAUCCAUCAAACUAACAAUCAGGUGUUGUAUUUUUACAAUGAUAGAUGAAGAUUUUUAUAAGGUGAAACUGUUCUUCAAGGUGAGUCAGACAGGUCUUCCGUGUUAGCCAAACAUUGCUCUUUAAUCUUUUAAACUGCGUUUGGUCUUUGCAUGACUCCUAAACUUCAUUCCUGCAAGUGUUAA